Colletotrichum destructivum is the source of this 565-nucleotide messenger RNA. RefSeq lists its product as uncharacterized. The transcript has a single exon. Bases 99 to 476 code for a protein of 125 amino acids. Lineage: Eukaryota; Fungi; Ascomycota; Sordariomycetes; Glomerellales; Glomerellaceae. The record is from RefSeq and is a predicted model, not a curated record.
GUGGAAGGAGUGGUUAUGAAUUGGGUCGAGUGCAGAAUAAGCCAGACGUACGGAACAAGAGACGACCUCAGGAGAGUCCAUCCAGUAAUGGAGAGCUCAUGCGCACAGAACAGGCUGCGCACGCUUUGCUCUUUUCACAGGCGGACAUCAAAAAAGCAUACAUGAGAGCUUCGGCCAGGUCGUGGAUCCUGUUCUUAUGCAAAAAGGGGAGCUAUGGGAUUUGUUCAGAAGGGGAUUUACGUCUUUUUUUUCCUUUUGGCAUUGGCUUGGGUCGCACUUUAGCAGUCCGGUCUGUCUGUCUGUCUGUCUCUCUCUCCCCCUCCCCCCUCUCUCGAACUGCGAUCAUUUGCGGCAUGUCCCAGAGGUUGCCCCAGAGUUUGGGAAGGAACAGUGCAGUUCAUCCAGCAUCUCUUAUAAGAGAAUGCAUUCCUGGUGGAUGCUCCAACUGGGCUAGGGUUACUGGUCGCCAACGGUGAACCUGGUUCCAAGCUUGAGCAAAUCAACUUGGGGGGGAAAACAAAUUCGGCAUGGGGUUAAUCAACAGGAUCUAGAAUAGACAGAGUAA